AUGCGUAGCAAUCACCUAUACGUUAUCAGUGCGACCACGACGCUGUCGUGCAACGAGCAAGAUGGCAAAAUAGGCUGGCAUCAAGUCCGACGUAUUGGCCUGUACACGAGCAUAUCUGCAUCAGGCUGUAAGUUGGAGGAGAAAAGCUGGUUGAUCCCAUGGAAGAAGGAAGACGUACUUGUAUUGAUGAGAUCGACGGGGAAACGUGAAAUUACGAAUAAGCACUCGUCAGCAGAGACUGCUGUUGCACGCGCAGUCUGGGAGAAAUCUGAAGUAGGCGUUCGGGAGAUCGGAAGACGAAGAAGCCGGGGACAGAAAAUGUGCCAGACCCGCCGUGCUGAGAUCGGUUCCGAGAUGCGGAGAGAAUGA
This is a messenger RNA of Suillus paluster, 369 nucleotides long. RefSeq lists its product as uncharacterized. The transcript is spliced from 5 exons. Lineage: Eukaryota; Fungi; Basidiomycota; Agaricomycetes; Boletales; Suillaceae. The record is from RefSeq and is a predicted model, not a curated record. Bases 1 to 369 code for a protein of 122 amino acids.